AUGAAGUUCUCCAUCGCCAUCGUUGCUGCCAUCACUGGCUUCGCCGCCGCCGGCCCUGCCGCCGUUACUCCUUCCGAGUUCUCCUCCUUCGCCAAGCGCGCCUCUCUCCCGAUCCCCGCCUCCAAGGGCUCCGUCACCUACAAGGCUCCCCAGCAAGUCAGCGGAACCUUCGAUGGUGGCAUGAAGACCUACGGCCGUGGUGCUAGCUGCACUGGCCAGGUCGAGGGCGGUGACAAGGACGCUGUCUUCCUCAUCAAGAACGGCGGAACUCUUAAGAACGCUAUCAUCGGAAAGGACCAGAUCGAGGGUGUCCACUGCGAGGGAUCCUGCACCAUCGAGAACGUCUGGUGGGUCGACGUUUGCGAGGAUGCGCUUUCCCUCAAGGGUGACGGAAACGCCAUGAUCAAGGGCGGAGGUGCCCAGGCCGCUGACGACAAGGUCAUCCAGCACAACGGAAAGGGCACGGUCACUAUUGACGGCUUCACCGUCAUGAACUUCGGCAAGCUCUACCGUGCCUGCGGUAACUGCAAGAACAGCGUCGCCCGCUCCGUCGUCAUCAAGAACGUCAAGGCCUACAACGGAAAGGUCCUUGCCGGUAUCAACCCCAACUUCGGCGGUACCGCUACCAUCUCCGGUACCUGCGCUACUUCCGUCAAGACCAUCUGCGAGGAGUUCAAGGGCACCAAGCCCGGCUCUGAGCCCAAGUCCGUCUCCAAGGGCCCCUCCGGCAACUGCAAGUACACUGCUUCCGCUGUCAAGUCUUGCUAG
This is a messenger RNA of Alternaria ethzedia, 768 nucleotides long. RefSeq lists its product as uncharacterized. Gene Ontology annotation, biological process: pectin catabolic process. Gene Ontology annotation, cellular component: extracellular region. The record is from RefSeq and is a predicted model, not a curated record. The transcript is spliced from 3 exons. NCBI's taxonomy places the organism in Eukaryota, Fungi, Ascomycota, Dothideomycetes, Pleosporales, Pleosporaceae. Gene Ontology annotation, molecular function: pectate lyase activity. Bases 1 to 768 code for a protein of 255 amino acids.